This is a messenger RNA of Acipenser ruthenus (sterlet), 2504 nucleotides long. RefSeq names its product macrophage scavenger receptor types I and II-like. Gene Ontology annotation, biological process: receptor-mediated endocytosis. Gene Ontology annotation, cellular component: membrane. Gene Ontology annotation, molecular function: scavenger receptor activity. The record is from RefSeq and is a predicted model, not a curated record. The coding region runs from base 112 to 1506 and encodes 464 amino acids. The transcript is spliced from 12 exons. Lineage: Eukaryota; Metazoa; Chordata; Actinopteri; Acipenseriformes; Acipenseridae.
CAAUAGUGAUUUUUCAGAAUAUUCUCUUAGCUCCUUUAAAACUGGAAGUGUUUAUAAACCAGGCAGACAACAUUUAAAGUGGCAGCUCAGAAAGUGUAUUUUAUUUGCAAAAUGGCAAAGUGGAAGAGAUCAUCUGAAGAUACAGAACAGAUCACAUUUAUGGACAAUACACAGGACCAGUUAGAUGAUUCUGAAGUGUCUUUGUUUACUGAUCUUGGAAAGGACACCGCUGUUGAGAUUAGAAAAAAGCUGAAUUCCAUGAAAAUUGCUAUAAUUGCACUCUAUGUGAUCGUUCUCUGCAUCCUGGCAGGGACUGUCUAUGUAACAGUGCAACUGUAUGAAAGUCAGACGAGCAUUUCCGAUAUGGAGGCCAGAGGCAGUGUAUCUAAACAAAUUGGAGAAAAUAGUGUUGGUGAAAGAGUCUGGCAGGAUGAAACCAACUCUGACUCCCUGAAAGUACUUGCCCAGAAUAUUCAAACUCUAACUGACAACGUUACCCUCUUAGAGGACUCAAUAAACAGUUCCUUAUCUCUCAUGGAGGGUAAAAUCCAACAACUGAAUAUGAAGAGUGAACAGCUGACAUAUAUAAUAGAGCACAACAUGAACCCUCUGAUUUCUCAGAUAAAAAUGAAUGAACAAAAUCUUCAGGAUUUAUCAAAUCGUAUUAAUAUCUUUGAAGAUGAUAUCCGUGGUGUUCUGGACACAGUAAAGUCUGUGAAUAGCAGCUGUAUGGGGGACAUCUUCAUUCACCAACAGGACAUUAUUCAACUGAAUAUGGCUUUUCUAAAUGUGACCAUGGCUGCAAGACACUUGGAAGAAAAACAGAUAAAUAUGGAUGCCAAUAUGAAACAAGAAAUAGACAUUUUAAAUAAUGUCACUGAGGACCUGAGACUGAAGGACUGGGAGCAUUCACUGGCUCUAAAUAAUAUAACCAAAAUUCAAGGUCCUCCUGGUCCAAGAGGGCAGAAAGGGGACAUGGGUGAUAGAGGACAUAAUGGCUAUCCAGGACAGCCAGGUUUGCGUGGUAUUGCGGGACUCAAAGGGGAAAAGGGCCAAGGACUCCCUGGAUCUCCUGGGAACCCAGGAGCUGCUGGUCCAAAAGGGGAGAGAGGUCUUCCUGGUCUUCCUGGAUCACAAGGAUCAAAGGGGCAGAAAGGGGAACCAGGCACAGCAGCACCUGCAGGGCGCCCAGUUUCUGUACGACUGGUAAAUGGAUCUACACCAAACCAAGGCAGAGUGGAAGUACUGCAUGAAGGGGCAUGGGGAACCAUUUGUGAUGAUAGAUGGGAUGUCCUGGAUGGGCUUGUUGUUUGUAAAAUGCUUGGAUACAGCAAAGUUGUUAAAGUUUUCUUACAUGCUGCUUUUGGGCAAGGUACUGGGAAAAUACUGAUGGAUGAUGUUACAUGUUCAGGACGAGAGACUUCGAUUUUUGAUUGUCGAUUUCCAGGAUGGGAAAAAACUAACUGCAAACAUAAUGAGGAUGCUGGUGUGUCUUGCUCAGCCUAGUCAACAAUUAAAUGACAUGAAACUCUUUGUACACAAUUAUCAGCAUCAGGUCUGUGAAGACUGAAUGACCAAUUGAAGUUAUAAUGUAAUAAUAAUGGAAAGUAAGAGUUGCUUAAUCAAUGAUAAUUAUGUUCUUUGAUAAUCAUUAAUAAACUAUUGUGAUUUUUUUUCUAAUAUUUUUUUAUUAAAAGGUGUAUCAUUUAUUAAAAUGUAUUGCAACCAUAUAUACAAAUAACAUUGCAGACUCAAUCCGACAUGCAGGGGAUAAACAGCUGUGACACGAAUGGAUACAGUAUAUAUAUAUAUAUAUAUAUUUAUGAAAAAUAUAUUGCUUAAAUCACACAAGGCUAAAUACAGGGAAUCCAGACCAUUUGUAAGGACCCUGGUUGUAGAGGAAGAAUAUAAAGUUGUUGGCUGGUUAUUUUAUUGUUAAAUUGUCUGUCCCCCAAGGAUUGAAAAGGAAAACAAAAAGCUCUAGUACAAAAUAUUAAUAAAAAAAUGAUUCAGUUUUAUUAAGCCAUGAAAGCAGCAUUCUACAUCUGCCUGUAGUGGUGGAUUAAAGCAAGAAAAGACAAAUGUUGAUGCAUUGCUUUCAUUGCUAUCUUAGUCUCUGCUGGAGCUAUUUACAAAUAUCACAACCAAAAUCUGAGAUUUAGAACAAAGAAAGACAGAUAUGCACAUAAUCCUGUUUGUUAUCCCUUCAAAGCCAAUAAGGGAGGAGAGUACUAGGUAUGGAUACAUUUUGGGGUACUACUGCACUUGAAUUUAUUUGAAGAGCUGAUUAUCUAUUUAGGGAAACCAAGAUAUUUACUCAAGUUUGUAUUUUUUUGGUAGGAAUGUUAUUUAUUAACCAAAACUGCAUAUUUUUGGAGCGGGAUACAUAGACUUUUCCAUUGUCGUGGCUCCUAUGACAGCAUGAUGAAUUUAAACAAUUUUCAAACUAUUUUGACAGUUCUCUUCACAUACUGUAUUUAAAUUAAUAAAAUGACUACUCUUGU